UCGGUCCCUGGUCUCCGGCGGCCGAGCCAUGGCCUGGACGGCGGCGGCGCGGAGCUGCGGGGCCCGCGGCGCGCUCACGGCGCACACACUCCUGUUCGACAUGCCGCCCGCGCUGCUGGGCGAGCUCUGCGCGGUCCUGGACAGCUGCGACGGCGAGCUGGGCUGGCGCGGCCUCGCGGAGCGACUUUCAAGCACCUGGCUGGAUGUUCGUCACAUUGAAAAAUAUGUAGACCAAGGUAAAAGUGGAACAAGAGAAUUACUUUGGUCCUGGGCACAGAAAAACAAGACCAUCGGGGACCUUUUACAGAUUCUCCAGGAGAUGGGGCAUCAUCGAGCUAUCCAUUUAAUUGUGAACUAUGGAGCAGUCUUGAAUCCUUCAGAGCAGAGUCAUCAGGGAGAUGGAUUUCCAAACAUGUUACCCAAGGAAACAGCUAAUGUCACAGUGGAUAAUGUUUUUAUUCCUGAACGUAAUGAAAAAGGAAUAUUGUUUAAAUCCUCCAUGAGCUUUCAAAACAUCAGAGAUGGAACCAAAAAUUUCCACAAAGACUUCCUAAUUGGAGAAGGGGAGAUUUUUGAGGUAUACAGAGCGGAGAUCCAAAACCAAACAUAUGCCAUUAAAUUAUUUAAACAGGAGAAAAAAAUGCAGCAUAAGAAACACUGGAAGAGGUUUUUAUCUGAACUUGAAGUUUUACUGCUGUUUCAUCAUCCAAACAUACUGGAGUUGGCUGCCUAUUUUACAGAGAGUGAGAAGUUCUGCCUGGUUUAUCCAUAUAUGAGAAAUGGAUCCCUUUUUGACAGAUUACAGUGUGUAGGUAACACGGCCCCACUCUCUUGGCACAUUCGAAUCAGUGUUUUAAUAGGAACCUCCAAAGCCAUUCAGUACUUGCACAACACGGAGCCAUGCUCGGUCAUCAGCGGCAGUGUAUCAAGUGCAAACAUACUCUUGGAUGAUCAAUUCCACCCCAAACUAACUGAUUUUGGCAUGGCACACUUCCGACCCCACCCGGAACAUCAGAGCUCUACCAUAAGCAUGACCAGCAGCAGCAGUAAACAUCUGUGGUAUAUGCCCGAAGAGUACAUCAGACAGGGCAAACUUUCCAUUAAAACGGACGUCUAUAGCUUUGGAAUUGUAAUAAUGGAAGUUCUGACAGGUUGUAAAGUGGUGUUAGAUGAUCCAAAGCAUAUCCAGCUGAGGGAUCUCCUUAUGGAAUUGAUGGAGAAGAGAGGCCUCGAUUCAUGUCUUUCAUUUCUAGAUAAGAAAGUGCAUCCCUGUCCUCGGAAUUUCUCUGCCAAGCUCUUCUCAUUGGCAGGCCAGUGUGCUACCACACGGGCAAAGUUAAGACCAUCAAUGGAUGAGGUCCUAACCACUCUUGAAAGUACUCAAGCCAGGUUAUAUUUUGCUGAGGAUCCUCCCACCUCUCUAAAGUCCUUCAGGUGUCCUUCUCCUCUGUUCUUGGAGAACGUACCAAGUAUUCCAGUGGAAGAUGAUGAAAACCAGAAUAAUUGUUCGCCACCUCAUGAUAAAGGUUCGAGGAAAGAUGGAGUGACUCAGAAAGUUCCAUUUGAAUGUAGCCAGUCUGAGGUUACGUUUCUGGGCUUUGACAGAAAGACAGGCAGUGAGAGAAAUGAGGAUGCCUGCAACAGGCCCAGUUCUUCUUGUCAAGAAAAUUGGCCUCCAAAGCAUUCAGCUCUAUCCCAGGACCCAAGGGCCUAUGGUGCAUUUAUGGACCCUUCUGCAGAAGCUCCAGGCCAUUCUUACAGGAGCAGGCCAGUGGAGACCAGCUGUUCCUGCGAAUUCUCCUGGAACGAAUGUGAACCGCACAAAAGGGAAUCGAUUUCACCAGAAGAUAAAGAAGAAAGCAAGUAUUGCCAAGGCACCUGAGUACAGGUACCAUCUUGGGAAAACAUUGUCACCGUAAGUCAUGCUAUGAGGACUAUCAAUGGUGAGUUUGGGGGAUGCAGAUCAAUAAUCUGGACAAUGCUAUUCCUUCCUUGCCAAUUCCUAGGCUUACACUUUGGCUAAAUUAGAGCCGGUCAAAAUUACUGAAGAUCAUGAGCUCUGACCUCAGACAAACAAAACCUACCAAAAAAGGGACUGGAUUCUCCUGUCUUCUUCAUCAGCAGCAGCAUGA
Neomonachus schauinslandi (Hawaiian monk seal) is the source of this 2132-nucleotide messenger RNA. RefSeq names its product interleukin 1 receptor associated kinase 3 (gene IRAK3). The transcript has 12 exons. Gene Ontology annotation, biological process: protein phosphorylation; interleukin-1-mediated signaling pathway; negative regulation of tumor necrosis factor production. Gene Ontology annotation, cellular component: nucleus; cytoplasm; plasma membrane. Lineage: Eukaryota; Metazoa; Chordata; Mammalia; Carnivora; Phocidae. Gene Ontology annotation, molecular function: protein serine/threonine kinase activity; protein binding; ATP binding. The coding region runs from base 29 to 1882 and encodes 617 amino acids. The record is from RefSeq and is a predicted model, not a curated record.